This is a messenger RNA of Astrephomene gubernaculifera, 325 nucleotides long. The record is from the annotation of a GenBank genome assembly. NCBI's taxonomy places the organism in Eukaryota, Viridiplantae, Chlorophyta, Chlorophyceae, Chlamydomonadales, Astrephomenaceae.
GAAGAGGCGGCAGCAGAAGAGGAAGCGUCACAGCGACUUGGUGUCGGAGGACUGGUUGGUGGGCCAUCCGGGGCUGGACUGGCAGCGAGGGCGAGUGGUGCUUGAGGAGGAGCGGAGGGCGGCGGAGGAGCGGCGGGCCGCAGGUGGCAUCAUUGAGGACGAAGAUGAGGAUAAUGCGGAUGAGGGAAACGAAGAUGAGUUCCCGGCAGCCUAUGACGUCAUCGGCGGCGGCGAUGGUGAUGAUGACGCUGACAUGGUUGGCGACGGCGGCGGCCAUGGAAGAGGAGGAGGCAGCGGCGAACCCAACGCUAGUAACAAGGGGCAG